AGGAAGGCAGAUGUCGAUGACGAGAUGGAGUUGCGGUGACGAUACUCCCACUCCGCAGUGGUCUCCUCCGAGUCUAGGCUGACCUACGAAGAUAGUCGUUCUUACCCCCAACCCACUUUCACAACUAGUAUCCCCACCACAGUGAACCUUCCUGCCGAAAGUUCACCCAAAAUCAGAUCAUUGAAGUAGACUAUCAUGCGCGUCUUAAUUCUGGGAGCAACAGGUGCUGCAGGUGUGCUUCUUAUCCAGGAAGCACUCGCAGCAUCGCACACCGUGGUUGUAUAUGCGCGCUCGCCAGAUAAACUCUCUGAGGACAUCAGAUAUGACCCCCGCGUCACAAUCCACAAGGGGGAGCUCGAUGACAGAGAGGCGCUUUCAUCCGCCAUAAUGAGCGUUGACGCCGUGCUGUCUGCUCUGGGGCCAUCGGUCUCGCGCGGACCUAUGCACCCGAAGGGCACACCUCUUGCGCGGGCAUAUUCUCUGAUCAUUGAACUUAUGAUAGGCCACCAUGUGCAUAGGCUACUGGCCCUUGGGACACCAAGCAUAACAGACCCGAACGACAAAUUCAGUCUGCGGAUGUCUAUAAUAGUUAAUGGCGUAGCCACCCUGGCACGUACAGCAUACGAAGAUGUUGUAGCCAUUGGUGAGACUAUUCGGACCCAAGGAAACGAUCUGGAUUGGACGAUUGUCCGUGUACCCCUGCUAAGCGGAGCAAAUGACAAGAAUGUUGUUGUAGGUUAUGUGGGAGACGGGAAAACAGGGAUAUGGGUAACAAGGGCAGGGUUUGCAUCAUUCGUUGUGCAAGAAUUAGAGAAAAAUGAGUGGGUGAAGAAGGCACCGUUGAUCACAUUGCCUUGACCCUAUGAAUCUUCAAUCUUUGCACGAUCAACGUAGGACUAUGCCAAUGAUCGCGUAACUUUGUAAAUCCA
Suillus discolor is the source of this 929-nucleotide messenger RNA. Its product is annotated as NAD-P-binding protein. Lineage: Eukaryota; Fungi; Basidiomycota; Agaricomycetes; Boletales; Suillaceae. The record is from RefSeq and is a predicted model, not a curated record. The transcript is spliced from 2 exons. The coding region runs from base 196 to 858 and encodes 220 amino acids.